This is a messenger RNA of Thyridium curvatum, 1968 nucleotides long. RefSeq lists its product as uncharacterized. The record is from RefSeq and is a predicted model, not a curated record. Lineage: Eukaryota; Fungi; Ascomycota; Sordariomycetes; Thyridiales; Thyridiaceae. The transcript has a single exon. Gene Ontology annotation, cellular component: serine palmitoyltransferase complex. The coding region runs from base 1 to 1968 and encodes 655 amino acids. Gene Ontology annotation, biological process: ceramide biosynthetic process; sphingosine biosynthetic process. Gene Ontology annotation, molecular function: serine C-palmitoyltransferase activity; pyridoxal phosphate binding.
AUGCCUACGACUGAGCGGAACACGGAGCGCCGUCCGUCGCAGUCCAAGGCCAACCGUCUCUCCCAGUUCUUCUCAUCGUCCCCCAAGAGCAAGGACGGCCUGUCUGCACAGCAGGCUCUCCAAGCCAUGCAGCAACAGAAUGGCUCCUCGCCCCAGAUCUCAGCAGCCAGCCUGUCCCUGCCGACCAUCUCCCUCUCGACGGCUACUGCUGGAGAAGCCAACACCGACGAGGCCCCGACCACUCUUUUCCAACCCCCUUCGGCGUCCGAGUCAGACCAGCAGAGGCGUGCUGAGGCACAAUUCGGCCCUCUGCUCAGCCAGCGCCAUAGAUACGUCAGCAAGAGUUCGGGCGAGUCGCUCAAGGCACCGGUUCACGACGAGCCAGCCUACUACUUCGUCCUGACCACCUACAUCAGUUAUCUGCUCCUGAUCAUCUAUGGCCACACGCGGGACUUCUUCGGCAAGCGAUUUGGCGACAAGAAGCUGUACGCGUCCCUCAAAGCCGCCAACGGUUAUGCUCCCCUCAACGACGAUUUCGACAGUUUCUACACUCGUCGCCUCAAGAGACGCCUCGACGAUUGCUUUGCUAGAGUGACCACCGGUGUGCCCGGCCGCUUCAUCACCCUCCUGGACCGCAAGUCUGAUGACCAGAACCGCUCGUACCAGUACACCGGAACCACCACGCAGACCCUCAACAUGAGCUCCUACAACUAUCUCGGUUUCGCCCAGUCCGACGGACCUUGUGCCACCGCCGUCGAGGAGACUGUGCGCAAGUAUGGCCUCGGCUUCUGCAGCCCUCGAGCGGAUGCUGGCACGUCGGACCUUGUCAUUGAUGUUGAGCGGGAAAUUGCUGCUUUCGUCGGAAAGCCUGCCGCCAUGGUUUUCUCCAUGGGUUUCGUUACCAACGCGAGCUCCUUCCCUGCCCUCGUUUCCAAGGGUUGCCUGAUCAUCUCGGAUGAGCUCAACCACUCGUCCAUCCGUAUCGGUGCCCGCUUCUCAGGCGCCAUGAUCAAGUCGUUCAAGCACAACAACAUGGCUGAUUUGGAGAAGAAGCUGAGGGAAGCCAUCUCGCAGGGCCAGCCACGCACUCACCGUCCCUGGAAGAAGAUUCUCGUUGCUGUCGAAGGUCUUUACUCCAUGGAGGGCAACCUCGUUGACCUCCCCAGUCUGGUUGCACUGAAGAAGAAGUACAAGUUCUACCUCUAUGUCGAUGAAGCCCACAGCAUCGGCGCUCUGGGACCCCGUGGACGAGGUGUCUGUGACUACUUCAACAUUGAUCCCAGCGAGAUCGACAUCCUUAUGGGCACCCUCACCAAGUCCUUUGGCGCCAACGGUGGUUAUGUCGCUGCCGAGAAGCACAUUAUCGACAAGCUCAGGAGCACCAACGUAGCCACAGCAUUGGGAGAGUCUCCUGCUCCGUCUGUCUUGAUGCAAAUUCUCACCUCGCUCAAGCUCAUCACUGGCGAGCUCGUGCCUGGUCAGGGUGAAGAGCGGCUCCAGCGCAUUGCGUUCAACUCCCGGUACCUGCGGCUCGGACUCAAGCGUCUCGGCUUCAUUGUCUAUGGCCACGACGACUCUCCUAUCAUUCCGGUCGUGCUCUACAACCCCGGCAAAAUGAAGUCUUUCAGCGAAGAGAUGCUCAAGCGCAAGAUUUCCAUUGUGAUUGUCGGUUAUCCCGCAACUCCUCUGAUCAGCUCCCGCGCUCGGUUCUGCAUCUCGUCAGCUCACAACAAGGACGACCUUGACUGGCUCUUGGCUGCCUGCGACGAGGUUGGCGACAUCCUGCAGCUCAAGUACUCGACUGGUAUUGCCGGCGGUCUCGAGCCUCUGCCUCCAGGUGUCACCCCGGAAAUGGAGGAAGAGUGGAGGAAAGCCAACGGCCUGGAGGGCGUGAUCAAGCCCCCGAGGUGGAAGUUGGAAGAUGUCGUCGCCUGCACUGCUCGCGAUGUACAAUACAAGCUUCGGUAA